CUGUUUUCGCUUUAGUUUCGAUGAAACUACGCGAGCACACGUUCACCACAGCCCACUGGUUUCUUUUUUCGUCCUUCAACCGCUCACUGCUCACUAGAUUUACGUGGUAGGUGCAACAUGUAGUGCUUUCGUUUCGUUGUCUCUUCUAUUAAACAGUCAGUGGAGGAGAGAGAAUAGCGCUGAAGAGGCUCGAUGAAUAAAUCGCAAACCUCAACGCGGCAUCCGCGCCUCUGCCUUCACCCUUGUGACUUAAGAACACUGUUGAUUUAUACUUAAAACGCUGCAUCGGAGGAUAAUGGGAAUCUGCCUCGAUACAGAGCAAAGUGAUGGUUCUCAAACAUUCGAGGAAGGACAGGAAAGUUGGGCUAAAAAUUCACCACGUAAUAACCGAAACGCUGCUACACCCCCGGCAGGGCAAUUUCCAAUGCAUAAUGGAACUAAUAUACAGUUUGAAUCGCCUAAAGUGCCUGUCAUAUUUGUACUUGGUGGUCCUGGGAGCGGUAAGGUAACCCAUUGCGAUAACCUGAUGCAGGAAAAAAAUGGCGUCACCCACAUCAACAUGACCGAUCUGCUCCAACAGUACGCAAUCGGCAACGAAAUGCCCGAUUUCGGAAUGUUGUCCAGCAAAACGGUCACGGAGGUGCUCAUGCUGGAAAUGAGGAUGGCACCCAAUGCAAAAACUUAUCUUGUAUCCGGUUAUCCGAGGAACAUGAGGGACGUUGUGGAGUAUUCGGAAAAGAUUCAAAUGGUGAACGGUGUGAUAUUAAUAUCCUGGAGACAAAAGGUUUUGGAACGACAGAUAGAUUAUGGUGCCAAAUUAGGACAAGUGGUUCUUUCCCUGGCCAGGAUGGAACUCAAUAAUUUUUAUAAAAAUGUUAUGCCUGUUGCGGAGUACUUCGACCAAAGCAAUAUGCUCAUAUCGAUAAAUGGCGAAAGACCCCCUGGAGAUGUAUAUAGAGACUUUAGAUCGUCGGUGUUCAGGAUACUCGGGAUGCAGGACAAUCCCCCUGUAUUCGGUAACGGAACCAGCACCCCUGUACCUGAUGAUGUCACAACAGAACUUCCAAAAAUGCCGUCUGUACAGGUGUCGUCACCAAUUGUAAAUACCCCCCCGAAAGCCGAUAGGUUGGUGAUUUCCCCUCCCAGACCAGCCACCCAAGUUAUUUCAGUCAAUCCGACUGUCAAAAACUACGUAUCGCCGACCAAAGAGCACUAUCCUCCAGUAUUAUGGGUGAUAGGCGGUCCAGGAAGUAAUAAAGCAGCCCUAUGCGCAGCAGCAUCGAAAGACACGGGUUGGACGCACAUCAGUCUGGGUAAGUUGAUGCGGGCUGAGGCCGAAACUCCGGUGAGUCCGAGGCAAAACCCUGAAAUACACAAGCUCAGGGACAGCAUAAGCAAUGGCGAAAUGGUACCAUUGGAUAUUGUGAUGAAAUACGUCGAAACCAACAUGAACCAGAACGUGGAGGCCGAGGGAAUCAUUUUGGAUGGUUUUCCGAGGGACAUGACGCAAACCACGGAGUUUGAGUCAAAGUUUAAACAAAAACCAACUAUAAUCCUACUGGACUGCUCCAAGUUGCAAUUCGGACGUGGAAGACUAGAUGACAGCGUUACUGCUUUCAGAAGAAGAUUGGAAAUUUUUAGGCAAGCGUCUCUUCCAAUGCUCAAGGCUAUGGAUAAUAUUGGAAGAUUAACAAUAGUAGACGGUGACACUGACACGGCCCCUGUACAAGAAGACUUCAGAAACGUCGUAAAACAACAUAUCGAGUAUAUAAAAUCUAGUGCGUCGGAAACUGCCACCGCUCCAGUGGGAAACGGCAACGUUGCAAACGGGCACAUACCGAACGGUAACGGUGUUUCAAACGGUAAUGCGAACGGCUUCGCAAACGGCCACAUUCCGAACGGACGAGCCGACGCGACGCUGGAAGAUCUCGAGGACCCGGAACCGAUCCACACCAUCAGCAAGCACGUCGGCAACGGCGCAAGCAAGAUGGCGAACGGUUACGGCAACGUCGCGAACGGGCACGGACCGGUUAAGGCUUCACAGGUGGCCAACGGGUACGCGGGCAAUGACUUGCCGCAGUACGUGGAGCAGAGGAACAAUUACAACCCGGUGAAUUACAUGGACGGGCACAUUUAGGAUUGACGUUUGUAAUGAUUUAACAAGUUAAAGUGAUUCAGAUAUGUGAUAUAUAAACUAACUAAGUAUUAUGUAGGCUAAAUUACAGGUUAAAUUUAUCAAGGGGUGUUCCGGGUUAGAUGGUCGAUUUAAACACCAUUCUUGGUAUUUUUGUCUAAAAAAUUUCAACAAAACUAUUUUGCAGAAAGAACAAAUUAUAAAAGAAAUUUAAAAUUAAUAAUCAUUUUUACAUACAAUUAUUAUAUAGAUUAUUACAGGCCACUGUAAAAU
Molecule: messenger RNA, 2407 nt
Organism: Brassicogethes aeneus
Lineage: Eukaryota; Metazoa; Arthropoda; Insecta; Coleoptera; Nitidulidae
Source: the annotation of a GenBank genome assembly